Messenger RNA from Penicillium cataractarum, 1428 nucleotides. Its product is annotated as fungal specific transcription factor domain-containing protein. The record is from RefSeq and is a predicted model, not a curated record. Bases 1 to 1428 code for a protein of 475 amino acids. Gene Ontology annotation, biological process: positive regulation of transcription by RNA polymerase II. Lineage: Eukaryota; Fungi; Ascomycota; Eurotiomycetes; Eurotiales; Aspergillaceae. The transcript is spliced from 2 exons. Gene Ontology annotation, molecular function: transcription cis-regulatory region binding; DNA-binding transcription factor activity. Gene Ontology annotation, cellular component: nucleus.
AUGGCCUGCUCAGACCGUGACUGGAUAUUUCUCAACACGACGUUCAAUGACCUGGAGAUUCAUUUUGACGACACAUUGCUACGACAAGCUAGGCUUUUCAAGACGCUGGCUGAGUAUGGAUCUUUGUCUCCAUGCUUGAGCACAUUCCCAAAUAGCGGCAAGCGAUCAGAUUGCGACCCAGCGCUCAUGUCAUAUUUUGAGAAUAUAAUUUGCAGCAGUUCCACACUAGUCGAUAAUGCGCAUUAUAACCCUUAUCGAUAUCUUAUACUGCCUAUGGCGCUGGAGUCUGAAGGUCUUUAUCAUGCGACACUCGCCAUUGCAGCCAACACCUUGCGCCUUUCUGAUUCGCGAUAUCGGCUACCCGCGCUGGAACACCAUCAUCGUGCAUUGAGUCAUCUCAGAGAGCUAUUGACCCAUGACACGUGGGGAGAGAAAGAGCUGGAUGAGAUGCUGGGACUUGUUCUGAUGCUCUGCUGGUUUGAUGUGAUUAUUCCAAACUCUGAAUUUUCUAAUCGCCAUACUAACGAGUCCCAGAUUUCGGAUAAUAGUCGGCCGUCAUGGGUAACCCACCUCAGUGGAUUCCAAGACUUGAUUCGUACACGACAAGAACGACCAGGCCGCUCUCUUCACAGCCAGGAACUAUCAGGUUUCUUCAACCGCUACUUUGCCUUUCAUCUUGUCCUUGCACGAACAGCGUUUCGAGUCGAUACCCCCAGUUACAAAUUACCAAUAUCACCGGACUCCCUGGUUGAAUCCCCUGACACCAUUGAUCCAUACAUGGGAUUCAGCCAAUCUCUCUUGCUACUCAUCAACCAGGUCACCGAGCUUGCCUGGAGUAAAGACGAUAAUCAGAGCGACAUAUCCCCCUCGACAGUGCAUCGACUAAAAAGAAACCUCGAAGAUAUCCAGCAAAGACUCCCAAAUGGUCAGAUUGAUCCGACAACCGAAUGUGCGUCGAUCGCAGAAGCGAACAGGCUUGGAGCACUUCUCCUCUUGCAUGAGACCUGUUCACCAAAGACAGCGUCUGCCAGCAAGUCUGGCCUUCCGGCAUUCGACCCAGAAGAGAAGAACCGAUUUGUGGACAAGAUAUUGAAUCUCAUUUUGGAAAAGAAGGCUAAUAUGAUGCGUACGGCGGUCUUGCCUUUGUGGCCCUUGUUCUUGGCCGGCUGUUGUGCCCGUGGGGACGAAGAAAGAGUGACUGUGCUGCGGCUUUUCGAGGAGCUAAACGGAAUUCGACGAUUCGGGAAUAUUGCACCCGCCAAGGAGGUGGUUGAAAUGGUGUGGCGACAGCGAGAUUUAUUGGCCGAAGACGAGGGCAAGCGACAGAGAGGCGAUUCUCAACCACGAAAGGACCCUCUUCGGGGUGCUCGGUUUGCCUGGGAGCAUGCAAUGGUGAUGCUGGGAGACUGGAAACUAAGCUUGACAUAA